AUGGCGGAUGAAGAUGAACCCACCAACACAAACCCAACAACAAAAUGCACUCCAAAAGCAAGAAAUUUUAUCAGAGGGGCUCCAAAUGCAAAUACCUACAAAUACCACCACCACCACCACCACCACCUGCUGCAAAAUCCUUAUGGCCUCGGCUGCACAAAUCAAUACCAAAUCUUUCAGGGCCUGCUCCCUCUGCCUCCUUCUGUAUCUCCCUAUUUUUCACCUAAUCAGAUGCUCCAGCCGAGAGCCCAUUUCAAAAUGGCCCCAAGAAGAUGGGAUAAUUUCAUUUCUGCCCCUCCCUCUGAUUCCAAGUCUCCAGAUAUCCCAGUUGUUGCUCGAGUUUCCUUAGCAGAUGUGGAAAAGAAAAUAUGCCUGCCAAGUGACAAGCGAAAUGCCGCAAACAUUAUGGGUCCAAAACCAGAUUCAUCAUAUUCACUUGCUAAAAGACCAGAUACCGGUGGGGUUGAAGGCAGACCCAUCACCCUUCUCGCCAACCAUUUCUUAGUCAAAUUCGACCAGUCUCAAAAAAUCUUCCAAUACGAUGUCGAGAUAAGCCCGAAUCCGUCAAAAGAGCUGGCGAGAUUGAUAAAGCACAAGCUGGUUGAAGAGAACCCAGAAAAGCUAUCAAAUGCCCAUCCGGUUUAUGACGGCCGAAGGACUAUUUACAGCCCCAUCGAGUUCCAAAAUGAGAAGCUCGAGUUCCACGUUAGCCUCCCGGUCGAGAAAAUCUCGCAAUCCUUGGAUAGAAAACGGCAUGACAAGAUUUUCCGGGUGAAUAUCAAGCUUGUGUCCAAGCUCGAGUUCAAGGGAUAUGAUUCUGAUUUUCAUCAGCUCCCUCAAGAGUGUAUCCAUGCACUGGAUGUAGUUUUGCGCGAGAAUCCCAAUGAAAAGUGCUUAUCCAACGGCCAAUCAUUUUACUCGAGUUUAAUGGGAGGAGCAAAGGAGAUUGGGGGAGGGGCUAUAGCACUUAGAGGGUUUUUCCAAAGCUUGAGGCCAACUCAGCGAGGCCUCAGUCUCAAUGUGGAUUUCUCAGUCACGGCCUUUCACGAGAGUAUCGGGGUGAUCCCUUAUUUGAAAAAGCGUCUCCAUUUCAUGCAUGAUAUUGUUUCUCAAAACACUGCGAGGAUUUUGACUGGUGAAGAGAAAAAAGAAAUCGAGAGAGUGUUAAAGAACAUGAGAGUCUUUGUUAGCCAUCGAGAAACUUUACAAAGGUAUCGAGUUUACGGCCUGACGGAGGAGAUUACGGAGAAUCUUUGGUUUACGGAUAGAGAUGGGACGCGCUUAAAACUCGUGAGCUACUUUAAGGAUCAUUAUGAAUACGACAUGCGGUACACGAAUUUGCCUUGUUUACAGGUUAGCAGGCGGAGGCCUUGCUAUCUUCCCUUGGAGCUUUGUGCAAUUUGUGAGGGGCAAAAGUUUCUCGGCAAGCUCUCGGACGACCAAACCGUUAAAUUACUCAAAAUGGGGUGUCAGAGGCCGAGAGAGCGCAAGAAAAUCAUCGAUAGUGUUAUGGAGGGACAAUUCGGGCCAACUAGUGGCCAUCAAGGAAGAGACUUCAAGCUUGAUAUAUCAACAGAAAUGAUGAAACUGACUGGGAGGAUCCUUGAGCCCCCUAAACUCAAACUCGGAAACACCGGCCACGUAAGGAAUCUAACCCCUUACAGACAUGACCGGCAAUGGAAUCUUCUCGACAGCCAUGUCGUGGAGGGCACCCAUGUCGAGCACUGGGCUGUCAUAAGCUUCGGCGGGACCCGCGAGCAGAAAUGCACGGUGCUGAAAUUCAUAAACCGGCUGUCCCAAAGGUGCGAGCAGCUCGGCAUUUCACUCCAGAAAAACACAGUGAUCGCUCCCCUUUUCGAGCCCAUGCACAUCCUCGGGAGCCCGAAGCUUCUAGAAACCAAACUCCGGCAAAUUCACCGAGCCGCUUUCGGAAACCUCCAACUGCUCGUGUGUGUAAUGGAGAGAAAACACAGAGGGUAUGCGGAUUUGAAGCGAAUAGCCGAGACGAGCGUGGGCUUUGUGAGCCAGUGCUGCUUGUAUUCGAACGUCGUGAAAAUGGGCUCGCAGUUUCUCUCAAACUUGGCCCUCAAGAUAAACGCCAAGGUCGGGGGAUCCACGGUGGCCCUUCAUGACCCGAUUCCUUCCGAGAUUCCGAGGAUCUUCGGUUUUCACGAGCCGUCCAUCUUCAUGGGGGCCGACGUGACCCAUCCCCACCCUUCGGAUGAUUUCAGCCCGUCCGUGGCUGCCGUGGUCGGCAGCCUCAACUGGCCGGCCCCGAACCGGUACGUCUCGAGAAUGAGGUCCCAAACCCACAGGCAAGAAAUCAUAAAGGAUCUCACCGCAAUGGUGAAGGAGAUUCUCGAAGAUUUCGCCCGGGAAGUCUCGAAACUCCCGGAGAGAAUCGUCUUCUUCCGGGACGGGGUCAGCGAGACCCAGUUCCGGAAGGUUCUGGAAGACGAGCUUAGUCAGAUCCGCGAGGCGUGCUCGCGGUUCACGGGGUACGGCCCGCGGAUCACGUUCGUGGUGGUGCAGAAGAGGCACCACACGAGAUUGUUCCCGGCCGAUGGGGAAGGGAAUGAGAAUGAGAACGUCCCUCCCGGGACGGUUGUGGACAGCGCGGUGGUGGGGCCCUCGGGUUUCGAUUUCUAUCUGUGCAGCCACUGGGGGGCGAGGGGGACGAGCCGGCCGGUGAGGUACAACGUGCUGUGGGACGAGAACGGGUUCACGUCGGACGAGGUGCAGAGGCUGGUUUACGGGCUUUGCUACACGUUCGUGAGGUGCACAGGGCCCGUGUCGGUGGUUCCACCGGUUUACUAUGCGCACCUGGCGGCGUAUAGGGGGAGGCUGUAUGCGGAUCGGGCGGAGGGUUCAGGGAGUUGCGGUGUGGUUUCACGGGCAGUGGCGCCGGAGGUGGCGCCUUUGCCCAGGCUCAGUGAUAGUGUUAGGAAGCUCAUGUUUUAUUGCUGA
This is a messenger RNA of Striga hermonthica, 2967 nucleotides long. NCBI's taxonomy places the organism in Eukaryota, Viridiplantae, Streptophyta, Magnoliopsida, Lamiales, Orobanchaceae. The record is from the annotation of a GenBank genome assembly.